Molecule: messenger RNA, 2742 nt
Organism: Leishmania braziliensis MHOM/BR/75/M2904
Lineage: Eukaryota; Euglenozoa; Kinetoplastea; Trypanosomatida; Trypanosomatidae
Exons: 1
Coding region: 1-2742 (913 amino acids)
Source: RefSeq, a predicted model, not a curated record
AUGGAGGUGGACCUCAGCCCUUUCUUUGCAGGUGCGACAUGCGCGCUGGUGGACUCGAGGGGCGCUGAGCUUGCCAUCAGUCGUGCGUUUGCGAGUGCAGCAAACGCUCGCCACGAGGAGCAUCAGCUGCCGCACUCAUGGAACCAAACGCAGCCGCAUCGCUCGCGCGUGUCCGUUGUAGUGCAGCUGCGCAUCAACUCACCGCUACCGUCGUGGACCCGGCAGGCGAAGGACGUGGUACUGCGUUGCGUCGAUCGCGCCGUGUCGCGCAUCUUUCCACCGUUGGACGUUCUGCAAUACAUUGCCGCCGACUCUCCCGUCUUUCCUGCCGCAGCUGCCGAUGCCAGUGGUAAGAGGGCGGCGUCGCAUCUGUGCGUAUCUUUUGCAAUUCAGCCGUCUGCCGCCCUGUGGCCCGCCUCGUUGUGCAGGCGACAUGCGGUGGAAGGAGAGGUCAUGGCAGGUGUGCAGCCUGGCGGGCCAGAGACCGGAACCGCGGCAGCGCUGCAGUCAAUGCAUGAUACAUUAUUAGACAGGGACUUGUGGAACCGAGCUCGAGCGGCGCAUCAGCUCUACGACGCCAGUGUCGCUCGCGACGCUAUCCAGCAACGCACUGGCAACAUGUCGGCCUCGGAGGCGACAGUGAUGGACACGAUAGUAGCGCUUCAAUCCCAGCAGCAGGCUUGUGAGGAAAAGCAGGCCCAGCUGCAGUGGCAGCUUGCUCGAUGGCUGACAGAGCUGUUCAUGAACGAGGGUAGCUGGGCUCGGCCACCAGGGUCGCUAUCGACGGGCACCUCGAGGUCUGUUCAGAAAGCCCCUGCUUACGUAGCGACGCGGCGUCUCUUCCAGAAUCCCUUGCGGCUGUCGUUUGCUGACGUCGUGGAUGCAGCUCUCUCGGCACCGCAGACAACGGCCCACAGCACUGCGUCCGGCGCCGCAGUGCCACGCCGCCUCCUCCACGCAGAUGUGCGCGGCGUGGAGUGGGAUGGUUUGUUGGUGGGAUAUACCUCUCGCUACGCCUACAUUGCGGUGCCCUACUUCGUGGCUCCUGCCGAGACUGCAGCGGUAGCGGCGUCUUCGUCAGUGUGUCUGUGGAGCUUCGUAAGCCGUAUCCCCAUACCUGCGAUCCUCGGCGAAUUGGCUGACAGAGACGCGGAAGGACAUCGUUGUGCGAACAGCCCUCUCUCUCGCAAGCGACCGCGCACUUCUGGGUCUCCCCACCCAGACGAUGCGAUAUCGAAGGAGGAAAGCACCGCCGCCGCUGCGGCACGCAACGUGCUGGCCUGUUGCUUCAAUGCGGAGGAGGUGAUGCGCCACGACACCAACGCAGAGGCGGUAUUUCGCCUUGCCGAUACACCCUGUGUCGUGACAGUUCAAGCGCACCGUCUCUACUGCGCGCGGGCUGACCCGGCGAGGAAGCCGCGCAUGCACGCCACAGCGCCGUCUUUGGGCCACGCCUCCACCAAGCCCCAGCCGGCUGCCUCGCCAUACGCCCUGUCGCUGGUGCUAGAAGAUGCCUACGCGGUGCGGGUUCGGCCAACUCUCAAUGACUCCAGUGCUACGCCAACCUCGUCCGCGUCCUCCACAGCCACUCACUGGGCCACAUCUCUGCUGUGUAGACACGACCCUCCGCUAAAAUCGGAGGACGUCAGCGAAGAAGGGGGCAGCGCCGCCAAUCAAAGUAUCAACGACACCAUUGUGCGCGCGCUACACACGUUCUCCGACGUGGUGGGCGCGGUACGAGAGAGCUGCCACCAAUUUCAGCGAGCGCACGAGCGGUUUUGCGCUUUGUACGCGCAGUGCGUCCAGAUGCGUGGCUCGACGAUCCCCACACCCGCCGGCGCCGCAGCACAAGCCGAGGCAGCUGUGACAGACAAACUUUCCUCAGCAAGGGCACAGAGGGUACUUACUAGAGCGACUAUGCCGGUACCUGAGGCAACAGUCACUAGGGAGGCGCUCUUGCCCACUGUCGCCGCAGAGAACCUGCGCUUGCUGCGCCAGGCAGAGGUGGUAUACAGCGCGUUGUCAGAUUCGGUCUCCGUGCAUUUUGGGAAGCUGCGUGGCGCUGCGCGUGUGCCCGUUCCCGUCGUACGUACCACUGCCGACGUGGCGCAGCUGGAAGAGUGCCAUAACGUUGAGUUCAAAGCAAAGGUGGGUCUCGUGGCGAACGGUCCCUCUGCUGGUGUAGACUCACAAGAGCACCACCAUCCUGCGUUGAUGGACGUGGAGCGACUUCGAAACACGAUGGCCGCCAUGGCAACAUGUCGCGGUGGCGUCAUACUUCUCGGCGUCACGGACGACGGUCGAAUCCUCGGCCAUGCAAGGCAGCUGAAUGUUGCGCGUCAGUUGCGCACGUCGGGGUUCUGCCCAGCGAUGGUGAAGGACACGGUGCAGGUGAAGGAGCUUCGCUGGCUGGGUGAGAACGGAGACAUUGCAAACGCGAGUGGAGCCAGCUUGAGUGAGUGCAAUGGCAAUGGCUCGUCGCCACCAGUGAAGCGAUCCAUGCCUGCGAACUGGUGGAAAAGGAGUGCCACUCUGGCCGCUUCAGAGUUGCCGAAGACAUCGACGGCGAAGGUAGAAUCCUCCACCGGUGAUCAAGUGAUCACCGUCGUCAGCGUCCAGAAGGGCCAGGCGCCGUUCUACGCAACGUUCAAGAACGCGCCUCCGUAUCAGCGUGGAUGUGCAAGCACAACAAUGAUGCCUACUAUGGUGGUGGCACGCCGCAUUAUGAAGGAACUUACCUAA